Lachancea nothofagi CBS 11611 is the source of this 2145-nucleotide messenger RNA. The record is from the annotation of a GenBank genome assembly. Lineage: Eukaryota; Fungi; Ascomycota; Saccharomycetes; Saccharomycetales; Saccharomycetaceae.
AUGAAAUGUCUCAAAGAUUUUAUUGCCCAGAAUCUUGUUGAAAACGAAAAUGUAGGUUGGCUUCUCAAUUUCAGUGGUGAGGCUUCCUCAGCAGGCGAGUUCAGAUGUGCAAUUUUAGAUAUAUUUGUUUCACCAAAUCCAGAGCAGUUCGAAAAUCUUGCUUUGCCCGGCGGUGAACAUUCUUCUGUUGUGGACGAAUGUAUUAAAUUUCUGAGAAUAAACACUGGCUUCAGUAACGUAUUGACAUAUGGCUACAAAAUUGCGAAGAACUCGGAUGUGGCUUCUACGUUGCACUGCGAGUCCAGCAAUCUGAACGUUACAAACCUGAAGAGUGGUAUUUGGACCACGGUGCACAAAAUUUUGGGUACUGAGUGUUUCGUCAAUCUCAUAAUUAAUUUCACGAUAUAUGACUGCAGAAAUGGUAUAUGCCGACAAACUGUAGGCCCGGUACAAGAGCGAGGACAGAUUAAUGGCUUACUACCCGUUCUGGUAGGAGCGACAACUAUUGGCAAUUCAGAAUUCCUGUACAGAAAUAGGGGAGUGUGCAAAAUUUCCAGCAUUAUGCCAUGUUCGCUUACAAUACUGUGGUACCAGAUUUUUGGUACAGAUAAAAAUAACAGCGACGGUAUUCCUACUGAAUGUAGGGUCAUAUUACGUCAAAUAUUAUCUAGGGUAAUCCAUAAUCACCGAAGAUUAAAGUAUAGAUUUAUUCUGGAUGCCUUGUGCCCUUACAAAGAUUUCAAGUCUUCUUACUCCAAUAUGGAGCCCCAAACAAGCAUCAAAUCAAUUGUUAAGUUUUUGACAGUCAUCAUCGAAAAAUUGUUUCCUCUGAGCUUCUUUGGAUCAAGACAUAAUAAGUCAGUUCUUAUGUCGAAAAUCUCUUUCAUUCUCAAGCUUAAACUGCAUGGCCGUUUGCCUAUUUCUUUUUGGAUCAAAGGGCUUAGGAUAAAAGAUAUCGAAUGGUUAGGAUCACAAUCUAAGAUUGACUAUAGGGAGCUGAGAGCAAGACAAGACUUGCUGGAACGAAUUAUAGAAUGGUUUUUCGGCCAUCUUUUAUCAUCCGUGAUAGUGACCUUUUUCUAUUGUAGUGAGUUAUCUGGUUCUCCAAAUCUCUUGUUCUUUCGAUUUGAUGUUUGGGCUCAAAUGACGCAGCCAUUUUUGAAAGCUUACUUCGAAAGAUAUCUCACUUUAAAUGAGAAAUGUCAAGGGCAUGUCUGUAAUACAGAAUUUGCGCAUGGCUAUCUGCGGCUAAUUCCCAAGAAGGCUAAAACUCAAUUUCGAGUAAUAUUUGUUCCGUUAAAAUGUCGAGAGCAGGAAAAAGCCAACGCUGAAUUGGGAUACAUGCGAAGCGUUCUGAAGCCCGCCGGCUGUAUCCUUAGCUAUGUGUCGAGUAAAAGAAAGAUUUCCCCUGACGUCCCUUCAAAAAAGCUCUCAUCUCCAUCAGAGAUCUCAUCUGCCAUCUGCGACUUUAAGGCUCGUUUACUAAAAAGAUACGGUGAAAUUCCCUACCUAUUUUUCAUCAAAUUUGAUAUCGAGAACUGUUAUGACUCUAUACCGAGAUCGAGAGCUAGAGAAGUUAUCAAUCAGCAGCUCAGCAUUUAUUCAGAUUUCUAUGUUCGAUCUCAGUCUUUUUACGAUUCGGAAAAGGGAAGCUUUAAGCAGAUUUCCUCUGUCAACGGAGAUUUAAAGAUUAAGAAACAUGGCAUCGCUAUCGAUAAUGUGCGCACAGUUUACUUAACCAAAAAAGAUGUCAUUGAAAUACUUGACAAAGAGAUGGAAAAUAGUUCAAUAAUUUAUGGAGAACACUGCUUACUGAGAAAUUCUGGCAUUUUUCAAGGGACAGCUCUUUCUGCACACAUCGUUGACUUCUUGUAUGAUGAUUUGGUUGAAAGUCAUCAAGCUUUUCGGAAUGAGCAAGGCGCAGAAAGUCUUAUUUUGAGGUUGGCAGACGACUUCUUAGUAAUUUCGACUAGUAAGCUGUAUAUUGAAAAGAUCGAAACGCACGUUUGGAAAGGAUUCGAAACUUAUAAUGCAUUUUCAAACGAACGAAAGGUAUUGUCAAACUUAAACUGUACAGACAACAAAUCUUUGCGCUUCUGCGCCAUUGAUUUGGAUAUGGGGACCCUUGAAGUCAUGAAACGUUGA